Molecule: messenger RNA, 2286 nt
Organism: Nymphaea colorata (pocket water lily)
Lineage: Eukaryota; Viridiplantae; Streptophyta; Magnoliopsida; Nymphaeales; Nymphaeaceae
Product: E3 ubiquitin-protein ligase KEG
Biological process (GO): protein phosphorylation
Molecular function (GO): ATP binding; protein kinase activity
Source: RefSeq, a predicted model, not a curated record
GGGAAACCAUCCCCAACUCGCUCACUCUCACAUCACUUUCCCUCUUCCUUCCAGAAGACGGAUCCCGUCCCCUCUUCUCUCUCUCUAUAUCAUGUGAUUUCUUUAGUUGCAGACGCGAUUGAUCUGCUCCAAUUCGUCGACCUUUCGAACUUGCGAGAUCGUCCGUUGUUUGGUCGCUGUAGCUGCGGCAGGUGCAAAGGAUGGCUGAACAAGUUGGUUCAUCUCCAUCCACGGACUCCUUUGAGUAUGUUCUUUUUGAAGGAGAUCCUGACAACAUGAGAACUGUUGUGUCCACGUCCAAUGAAACUGGCCCUUGGGUUGAUCCUGGUGUACUUAAGCUCACCCACAGGAUUGGGCGAGGACCUCUUGGUGAUGUCUGGAUAGCUACACUUCAUCAAUCUACCGAUGAUUAUGAUAAUUAUCAUGAGGUAGCUGUGAAAAUGUUGAAUUCCAUCAAAGAAGAUCAAAUGCAGGCUUUCAUGAUUAAAUUUGAAGAUAUUUUCUCCAAACUUCAAGGACUGAGCGAUGUCUGUUUUCUGCAUGGCGUCUCUAUCAAAAGUGGAAAGAUUUGCAUCAUCAUGAAGUUCUAUGAAGGUUCACUAGCAGACAAAAUGGCUCAACUCGAAGGAGACAAGCUUUCUCUUGCAGAUGUGUUGAGGUAUGGGAUUGAUUUAGCUCAGGGAGUUCUAGAGAUGCAUUCAAGAGGUAUCUUGAUACUUAAUCUCAAGCCUUCCAAUUUUCUUCUCAAUGGAAACGACCAAGCAAUUAUUGGGGAUAUUGGGCUUCCUCUGCUACUUUAUGGAAUUCCACGUCCUAGCUCAGACAUGACUGUAAGGCUUGGAACAGCAAACUACAUGGCUCCUGAACAAUGGGAGCCUGGUGUAGGGGGUCCCAUAUCCUUUGAGACCGAUUCAUGGGGAUUUGGUUGCAGUGUUGUAGAGAUGCUGACUGGAGUGAGACCUUGGUCAGGGAAAUCUUCUGAAGAGAUCCAUGAUCUGGUUGUGAAUACUCAAGAAAAACCAAGCAUCCCUAGUGGCUUGCCUGCUGCAAUUGAAAAUGUCAUCAUUGGAUGCUUUAACUAUGACCUGCGUAAAAGGCCACUAAUCCGGGAUAUUUUGCAUGCCUUCAAAAACCCAAAUGCAGUAUAUGGUGACUGUGGGUGGAUUAGCCCUGGACAUAGAACCAUCAUGGGCAGACCAGCUACUGCAUAUUCCACUAAUUGGUUACUAGGAAAAGAUAAACUUCAAGUUGGUGAUAUUGUCCGCUCCAGAAAGUCAAGUUCAUUUAAACAGGAAAGCAUGGAUAUUCCAGAGGGAAUGGUAGUUGGAAUGGAAACAGAUGGUGAUGCUGACCGUUUCAUACUUGUAAGAGUUCAUGGGCUUCAUGAUCCGUUGAAGUUGCAUCCCUCAACAUUGGAGAGGGUGACCUUUGGUUUUGCAGCUGGGGAUUGGGUGCGGAUUCGUGAAGAAGACAGGAAGAAACACUCUCCUGUAGGUAUACUUCAUUCAAUUGAACGAGAUGGCAGAGUGACUGUCGGUUUUAUUGGCAUGGAGACACUUUGGCAUGGAAAUUCUGCAGACCUUCAGAUGUCCGAGACAUUUUAUGUGGGGCAGUUUGUGAGAGUGAAAGCAAACGUGUCUUCUCCAAGGUUUGAAUGGCCACAGAAAAAGGGUGGUAAAUGGGAAGCAGGAAGAAUAUUGCGCAUACUACCCAAUGGCUGUCUUGUUGUUGGGUUUCCUGGUCGCCCGUUCUUUAGGAAAAUGCCAAGCUUCUUAGCAGAUCCAGCUGAGGUUGAAGUUGUGUCAUUUGACAAGUGUGUGGGAAUGGUGAAGAAAUACCAGCAUCUCGAGGACUAUCACUGGGUAAUAAGACCUGUGCUGAUAGCUUUGGGCUUGCUUACAGCUCUUAAGCUUGGAUUCACUAUAGGAAAGAGUAUCAAGGGUUCAAGGAAGAAAGGUGCAAAAGUUUCAGCCCAGGGUGAAGGCUUCCAGGAUGGCCAGAGUGGUGCAAAUCCUGCUUGGCUUCCAUCGCCGGUGGCUAACAUUCUUUUCAGAGAUGGUGUGGCCAUCGCAAGAUAGCUUUUCUGAUCGCACUCUGUCAUACAUGUUGGUUUCAAAACUUUUUAUAGCUUUCCCUGUACAUGCAUAGCUGUGGUGUCAAUCGUGCGUACUUCAUUUGCUGCUUCUGUAAAUAUGUUGAACCUAUGUAAUAGAUGCUCACGUUUCAACCUCCGAGCGAUUCAAGUUUCAUUACUGAAUAUUAAUGUACAUCAACAUGUUUUUAUUU